CCCUCGUCAUCUGUAUCUCAGGCCGGUGACAUGGCGUUCCAAGCGGCGAUGGAUCUGACGAGGAGGAUGCGUCCAAGGCACGUGGAGCAGGACCUGAGCGACAUGCUCGUGCUUGUUCCUGACCUCGUCGACGACCUUCUUUCUGCUGUCGACCAGCCGCUGAAGGUCCUCAAGUGCCCAUCCUCGGGGAAAGACUUCAUCGUCUGUGACUACAACAGGGACGGAGACUCUUACCGAUCGCCAUGGUCGAACCAGUACGUCCCCCCGUUGGAGGACGGCAUCGUGCCAUCGGAGGAAAUCAGGUCACUUGAACUUUGCGCGCUGGAGGCGUUCGAUCAGUACAGAGCAUUGUACUACGACGGGGGGGUAUCCUCGACAUACUUCUGGGACAACGAAGGAGGAUUUGCAUGCUGUAUUGCGAUCCACAAAGACUGCCCGACUUCUCCAGUCCCGAUGCCGGAGAACGCGGACCCAGCGCAAGCGGCUGUCACUUCAGGUACAUGGAACUCCAUCCACGUCAUCGAAGCUAAGGUCUCCGAUGCCGAGAAGCGGGCAAAGUACAAACUGACGACCACCGUCAUGCUAUCGCUCGAUGCCAGUUACCAGGGCAAGAGCUCGGAGUUUGACCUGUCAGGCUCGCUAACACGGACGAUGGAGCGUGAGAAAUCUUUCUCAGACAAGACAAGUCACGUGGCGAACAUGGGAGAAAUGGUGGAAGAGAUGGAAGGGAGGAUGCGGGAUGCUCUUUAUGAAGUCUACUUUGGCAAGACCAAGGAAGUUGUCAGGGCGAUACGAACACCUGAGGACGAAAGGAGGUGA
Molecule: messenger RNA, 819 nt
Organism: Guillardia theta CCMP2712
Lineage: Eukaryota; Cryptophyceae; Pyrenomonadales; Geminigeraceae
Exons: 11
Coding region: 31-819 (262 amino acids)
Biological process (GO): actin cytoskeleton organization; cell morphogenesis; barbed-end actin filament capping
Cellular component (GO): cytoplasm; F-actin capping protein complex
Molecular function (GO): actin filament binding
Source: RefSeq, a predicted model, not a curated record